This is a messenger RNA of Asparagus officinalis (garden asparagus), 1074 nucleotides long. RefSeq lists its product as uncharacterized. Bases 142 to 987 code for a protein of 281 amino acids. The transcript has 10 exons. Lineage: Eukaryota; Viridiplantae; Streptophyta; Magnoliopsida; Asparagales; Asparagaceae. The record is from RefSeq and is a predicted model, not a curated record.
UAAAUCCCUAGUCUCCGUUCUUGUCUUCUCCGAAUCGAAGCGGUGGAGCUCGCUCUGGUGGCUUUAAUGUCUUCAAUUUCAAACCCUAGAUCUGAUCUCUGCUGAUCGAUCCAUUGCUCUCUCUCUCUCUCUCUUUGAGCCAUGGCCGCUCCUUUCUUCUCAACGCCUUUCCAACCCUACGUUUAUCAGGGAGCCGAAGCAGCAGUAACGCCUUUUCAAAUAAUAGGUGGAGAAGCUCAGAUUGUACAGAUUAUGUUAAAAUCCCAAGAGAAGGUUACUGCAAAACCUGGUACCAUGUGUUAUACGUCUGGGUCUAUUCAGCUGGAUAACAUCUAUUUACCCGAGCAUGAAGGUGGUGCAUUGCAAUGGCUUCUUGGCAAGAAUGCAACUAGCAUUGUUCUUUCAAAUUCUGGAGGUGAUAAUGGCUAUGUUGGAAUUGCAGCACCGUCUCCUGCAAGGAUACUCCCGAUUGAUCUAGCAAACUUUGGUGGAGAGAUUCUUAUUCAGCCAGAUGCAUUUCUUUGCUCCGUCAAUGACGUAACAAUCAAAAGCUCAGUGGACCUAAGAGCCCGUAAUGUUUUCUCUGGUUCAGAGGUAUUUCUGAAACAGAAGCUUGUAGGUCAAGGGCUUGCUUUCCUUGUUGGUUGUGGAUCUGUUGUACAGAAAAUCCUUGAUGUUGGGGAGGUUGUGGUAGUUGAUGUUGCCUGCAUUGUGGCCAUGACAAGUACCAUUGAUUUCCAAUUGAAGCAAUCCAAUCCUGUAAGAAGGACGAUUUUUGGGGGUGAAACCCAGUUUACAGCUUCGUUAACGGGACCUGGCAUUGUCUUCAUUCAGAGUUUACCCUUCCAUCGGCUUUCUCAGCGGAUUGCCAGAGCGGUGACGCCCCCAGGCAUGAGAGAGAGUCCGAAGUUCUUCAUUCAGAUUGCUAUUUUCUUCUUUCUGGCCUAUGUUAUGAUUGUAUCGUCUCUGAUUUUAACUGAUAUGUAGUGCCCCUCACUCUUUUCUUCACAGAAAAUUUGUAUUGUUCCCUACUCUCAUAUAGGUGGUAUAGAGGUCUUUGAGAUAAAAAAAAAA